Ipomoea nil (Japanese morning glory) is the source of this 1789-nucleotide messenger RNA. RefSeq names its product pto-interacting protein 1-like. The transcript is spliced from 9 exons. Gene Ontology annotation, molecular function: protein kinase activity; ATP binding. Gene Ontology annotation, biological process: protein phosphorylation. The record is from RefSeq and is a predicted model, not a curated record. NCBI's taxonomy places the organism in Eukaryota, Viridiplantae, Streptophyta, Magnoliopsida, Solanales, Convolvulaceae. Bases 358 to 1452 code for a protein of 364 amino acids.
UGCUUAAUUUGCGCAUUAAUCUCCGGCUUGGAAUUUCGGAGCUUCAAAAAUCAAAACCCUCAAUCUCUCACUCACGCGGUGGCAUCCUCAGUGCGUUGAAGAAGGCAGGCUGCUUAUUCCAUUCAGUAGUCAGGAAUCUGAAUUCCAUACAUCCAUCAGUAGUGGAAAUACAUGUCCCAUUCAUUUGCAGAAAGCAACUUGCCAAAUCCCUUAUGGCAGGCCCCCUUUGUCUGUAUGUAGUGGUUGGGAAUCAUCCCAUUAGCACUAAAUUUGAACUUUUCCACAACCAGUGCUCCCAGGCGUUGCUAUCUACUCCGUAUUUACCAGUCACUUGUGAGAAUAUUAGGACAACAACCCAUGAGCUGCUUUAACUGUUGUGAGGAAGAUGAUUUCAAUAAGACUGCUGAUGGGGGAGACUUGCAUACUGUGAAAAGUUCAGCAGGUAAAAAUGGAACUCAACACAGCAAAGAUGCGUCAACCGGUGGUGUUCAAGCUGUGAAAGUUCAGCCUAUUGCAAUCCCUGCAAUACCAAUUGAGGACCUUAGGGAGAUCUCAGAUAAUUUUGGGACUACUUCUUUAAUAGGGGAGGGUUCAUAUGGAAGAGUAUAUUAUGGGGACCUCAAAAAUGGGAGGGCUGCUGCAAUUAAGAAGUUGGAUGCAAGCAUACAACCAGAAGAUGAAUUCUUGGCACAGGUGUCUAUGGUUUCAAGGUUAAAACAUGAAAAUUUUGUUGAACUACUUGGUUAUUGUGUUGAUGGAAAUCAGCGUGUACUUGCUUAUGAAUUUGCAUCAAAUGGAUCACUUCACGAUAUUCUUCAUGGGAGGAAGGGAGUAAAAGGAGCUCAACCUGGCCCUCUGCUUUCCUGGGCCCAGCGAGUUAAAAUUGCUGUAGGAGCAGCUAAGGGCCUUGAAUAUCUGCAUGAAAAAGCUGAACUUGAACUUGUGCAUCGAGAUAUCAAAUCCAGCAAUGUACUAAUUUUUGAUGAUUAUGUAGCUAAAAUUGCUGACUUUGAUUUAUCCAAUCAGUCUCCUGAUAUGGCAGCGCGUCUUCACUCAACUCGUGUCCUUGGGACAUUUGGUUAUCAUGCUCCUGAAUAUGCAAUGACCGGGCAGCUAAAUUCAAAAAGUGAUGUAUAUAGUUUUGGUGUUGUCCUUCUUGAGCUGCUCACAGGACGUAAACCUGUUGAUCAUACCCUACCACGAGGCCAACAAAGUCUUGUUACAUGGGCUACCCCAAAACUCAGUGAAGACAAGGUUCGCCAAUGUGUUGAUGCAAGACUGGGAGGAGAGUAUCCCCCAAAGGCAGUUGCAAAGUUUGCUGCUGUUGCUGCCUUGUGUGUACAAUAUGAAGCUGAUUUUAGGCCAAACAUGGGCAUUGUGGUGAAGGCACUCCAGCCUCUUCUGAAUACACGGCCUGGAAUUGGUGGUGAAGUGGGUGUGGGACACACAUGACAAUUGCAGCAACCAAGGGAACUCAACUCAGCCUGGUGAAUUCUAAAUAUUCUGUACUGAUGCCAGUGAGGUCUAGACGCAUUGGCGGAAUUAGUCUGAAAUCUGAAUCGGUUGAGUUUAAUAUUGUAGAUGCUGAUAAUGUAUAUGUCUGGCUGUGUUUGUUGCGGACUUCUUUAGACCUGAGUUUUGAUCGUCACGUUUUUGUCAUGCACAGAAUUAAAUUAUGGCAAGGCGUCAUGAAGAGGACCGACCUAUUGCCACACAAUUUCUGUACCUUGACAAAUACAAUACAAUACACAUAUAUUUUAGUUAGUAAAAAGGAUUUCAAUUAAAGUUA